Molecule: messenger RNA, 1509 nt
Organism: Melanaphis sacchari
Lineage: Eukaryota; Metazoa; Arthropoda; Insecta; Hemiptera; Aphididae
Gene: Drep4
Product: DNA fragmentation factor subunit beta
Exons: 7
Coding region: 283-1359 (358 amino acids)
Biological process (GO): apoptotic DNA fragmentation; apoptotic process
Cellular component (GO): cytoplasm; nucleus
Molecular function (GO): DNA endonuclease activity
Source: RefSeq, a predicted model, not a curated record
UGAGUGCCUGGUGCUGACUCUACUGGUGGUUGAUGAAUUUAAAAUUUUUAUUACAAUAAUAAAUUGUAAUUACACAGAGUAGAACAUUUAAUUUAUUUAAUAAUUAUUAACAGUUUUAUGUUUGAUUCUUAGACUGUGUCAUAUAGGCAACCUGGUAGACGGGCAGUUCACUUUAAAUAAAGUUGUUUUUCUGAUGUUUAUGAAUUCAUAGUAAAAUAUUAUCAAGUAUUAAAAUUGACUUGAGUUUUAAAUGUAAUUACUUAAUUUUGAGUACAUAUAAAUAUGAAAGGCUAUAAGAUAACUAAUUGUGCACAAGAUAAAAGAAUUGGUGUUGUUGGUAAUUCAUUGAAAGAAGUUUUUACUAAAGGAUGUCAGAAAUUAAAGUUAGAUGGUGUAAAUGUGACUAUGAUGACACUUGACGGUACAGUGAUAGACGAUGAAGACUAUUUUCAAUCGUUACCAGCACAGACAUUAUUAAUAUUUCGGUUAGAUGGGGAAACUUUUGAAACAGGGGCAGAUUUAGUAUAUAAUGUGCUUGCAGCUAUAAAUAAUGACACAUUAAAAACUUCCAUUAAAAUAAAAUCAUUUAUGAAUGAAAACAUUAAAGAAAAAAUAAGAAUAUUAUCUUCAGUUCUGGAUGUAGAUCAUAAUAAACAAAACAAUUUAUUAUCAUGCAGUCUAAGAUCAAAAGAUCCAGAAUGGUUUCAAGAUUUGGACACUAGGGCAAAAACAAAAGAAGAAUUCAUGUUCAAACGUUGCCAAGAACGAAUUCGGAGUUACAUGUACAAAACAAAAACCGAUAUGAUGAAGUCAGAUUUUUAUUUGCAACAUAAAAAUUGCAGGCAGUAUUUGGAUGAAGUAUAUAAACAAUUCAGUGAACUUUUAACAAAAAACAAAUAUCAUGGAUAUUAUUUUGAUAGAUCAAAUUCAAACUGUUUAUGUGACAUGACUGGGACAUUUAUUUGUGAGGGAGCAUGGAAUCAGUCUGUUUGUUCUUAUGAACGUGGUACUGGUCACAAAAUCAAUCCAUACCAAAACAGAGAGAGUAGAAUUAUAUUUUCUACUUGGAAUUUAGACCAUUGGGUGGAGAGAUCUAGAUCUGUAAUACCAGCACUGUUUGAAGCUAGUGUAAUGGCAUCUAAAGUUGGCUGUUCAAUUAAUAUGAACUAUUUCUAUGAUUUGCUUUUCACAACAGUUAAUCUUAAACUCGUACAUAUUGUAUGUCAUGAUAAAGGUCAACACAACGGCGCUAAAUGUGAUCCAAGCUUGUAUUUAAAAGAUCAAAAGACUGUUAAUGACUAUGUCAAUAAUCAUUUAAAAAAUGAUUAUCAAAACAAAAAAAUUUCAAAAAUCCAUUAAUAACUAAUAAUUAUGUGUUGUACGAAAUGUAGAAUAAUGGAUUUUCAGCAAACAUCUAAGAUCAAACUUUAAUCUGGGAAUUCAGCUAUUGAAAAAUCAAAUUGGCUUUUCUGAAGGAUAUGAUUAAUUAUAAUUUUUUCAUCCUAUGAU